Messenger RNA from Trypanosoma brucei brucei TREU927, 1275 nucleotides. RefSeq lists its product as hypothetical. Gene Ontology annotation, molecular function: NAD binding; oxidoreductase activity, acting on the CH-OH group of donors, NAD or NADP as acceptor. The record is from RefSeq and is a predicted model, not a curated record. NCBI's taxonomy places the organism in Eukaryota, Euglenozoa, Kinetoplastea, Trypanosomatida, Trypanosomatidae. Gene Ontology annotation, biological process: glycerol-3-phosphate catabolic process. The transcript has a single exon. The coding region runs from base 1 to 1275 and encodes 424 amino acids.
AUGCGCACCCGACUACUUGUGCUUGGUAGUGGGGAGCUGGGGACUGCAUGUGCCCUCUCUCUGCUAGCGAAUGGGGCGGCCGCGUCUUGUGAGGUGACGAUGGUAGGGCGUGACCGUGACUACCUUCAUGAUGUGCAGUAUGGCUCACGCACUUUCCGCCUGGCUGACCGACGCAUACGAGCGCCAUCGGGGUUGACAGUGCGCGCUGUAGAUGCGGAGCCCAUAAAGGAUGACGUAGGUGUGGAUGCUGUACUUUCAUGCGUCCCAGCGACGUGCCUGGAAAAUGACGGCGCUCAUACGCCCCCGAUGGUUAGGUGCGCGCAGAAUCACGCUGACGCGCCGAUGCUCCUGUUCACACGUGGUUUUACUAGAGAAGGCUUGACGCCACUGGAGCAGCUUGGGCGGGUGUCUCAGGAUCUGCCAUCGAAGUUAGUUGUUGUGUCCGGGCCUCUUUUUGCAAGGGAAUGGGCCGUGACGUCUGCGGCUGCGUGUGAUGGAGGUGAUGCCAAUAGGAAUAGCGGUGUCACGCUUUCGUUCGCUUUGGGUGGUAAGGCUGACGUUGAGCUUUCCCGUUCAUUGCAGUCGCUGACGGAGCGGCUCUGGCGACGAGAGAGUGUUACGUGGUUAGAUGGACCAUUGGCAGCGGAAAUUCUUUCGCUCGUGAACGGGUGUGUACCACUGUGUAGCAUGGGUGCCGGGUUGGUAAGUAGUGAGUACCCUGGGUCCGUGUCAGCGACGAUGUCUUAUCUGCAGCACGCGACUAGUGCAACAGAGCAGCUGGUGAAUGGUGUGCUGGGACUUCCACUGGGAUCUCCGUUGCCCUCAUGCGCUGUAGCAACCAUAGCGAUGGCAUGCACAAAUCAUGCGGCGCGUGAGUUCGUGUUCGGACGCCGCCUUGACUACCACUUCCGCCACCGUGAUGCUAUCCGCGCCGUCUUUCCCGCAGGCUCGCACGAGGCGCUGGACUCAACGGUGUCAGGCUUGCACAUGCUGCUGCGGCGGCAUGCCAUGUCGUCACCGUUCUACGAGGUGUUGAUGGACACCUUCCUGACGCUUAUGCGCGCGUCCGUUGCGGGGCGUGAGUUGGUGCGGCUGGGACACUAUGAGUACAGACACAAACUGCGCGACGAAGACACGGUGCUGCUGCGCCACACUGAGGUGGUGGACGAGGCGAUGUUGUCUGGGGAUCACCAGCGUUUUGACGACGCGCGGCGGGCACUGCAGAUGGCAUUUGGGGAUAGUAGCUGUGGAGCCCCCACCAUGCCGCCACUCUGA